GCUCUCCAAAACUUCCACAACGUCACUUCACUUCACGCUCUCCCUUGACGCCGGCUGUUAUUAGACCUGGCAGUAAUAGGAUUAAUAUCAAGAUUUGAAUUUAUUACCAUAUGUUCCAUUUUUUCUUCCUUAGAUUUCGGUUUCGUUUUUUUGAAUUUUUGAAUCCUCAGAGUGUAUCAGGUCACCAAUCGCAAGUCCAGUAACUCCUGUUUCUUUUUUGAAAAUUCGACAUCGUUGUUUCUUCAAAAACAGUUCAAAUUCAUUGUUGAAUUUUGAAGAUCUUGGUGAUUAAUUCGGUGAAUAUUUUCUUUCUCUUGAUUUUCUUUAAUCGGAUUUCGGUUUCUACAAGCAGGUGGUAGUAGCGAUUCUCUGACCGUUCGAAGAGGAGAGGAGUGUGGUAAUCGGUUCUGUGAGGUUCCACCCUUCCCUGGCUUACCUAUACAAGAGAUCAAGAUUGAGGACUUGAAUUCUACAUGAGCUGCAGUUAGCAGUUCUAGUGAAAGAUAUACCUAUGAAGAAGCUAUUCUUUUUCAGAUCCUCUAACAAUGGAAACAACAAUGAAGUUCCUCAAUCAUCAUUGGAUAAGCAAGUUCAUUGGGAGAAGCCAUCAGUGAGUGGGACAAACAAUGAAGCUGGUGCCAAGGCUGAGCGCAGUUUCCGGAGCCCUAGGGGCCUAUUUUCUAAAUCCCGAAAGCAAAUAUAUGAUUCUCAAAGCACCAGUACCUCAUGUUCUGGUCUUAGAAAGAGUCGUUCAUUAUCAUCAGCAGCCUUUCUUGCUGAUGGGUUGGAGCAAAAUAAUUCUUCUUUCACAAGUGAUCAAAAUAUAUCUCCUUUUAGUAGUGCUAGUGGUGUUUUCCAUCAGCGACGCGGUCAUUCAUCUCGUCGCCGUGCCCUUACUCCUGAGAGGCUUCCCAAGGCAAAACACCCUGAUGUUGCAGCCAUUCAAAAUGCACAUGGACUAGAGAGGGCUGGUUCUUCUGGUUCUUCUAGAACUAAUCAUGACUCGUCUUGCUCUAGCAAUGUUUCAAGUAAAAUUGUGGACCGCUACAUUGAUGGGGAGCAGCAGCAGGAAAAGAGCACCAAUAGCAUUUCUUUACAGAGAAAUCACACUGGUAACGGAAAUGUUACUGGGAGGCUCCCCCCACGAGUUCAAUAUACAGCUCCAACUUCACCAACUAAUAGUAUCAAAGAUAAGCCCAAGUCUCAUUCAUUUAGGGAAGCUAAAGGUCCCCGUCUUCAUUUCUCAUCUUGGGAUUGGGUGGAGAAUGGAUUUGGUCAUGAAUCUCCUCGGAGACUAGCAAAGAAUGUUAUUGAGAGACUCUCCCAGACUCGUGCUUUUCCCAAGUCAAGUUCAAAGGAUUUUGACAAUGGUAUACCAAUCACAAUCGAAGAUAUCUAUGGUGGAUCUGGAAGCAGAUGCUUUAAUUCAAAUUCGGAUGGGCUGGCUCAAAAACCUUAUUCAUUGGACAAACCUUCUGAAACUGCCAAUGGUUAUGACGUGAAUGAUUUCUCAGACUUUGAGAAGCAGAACUAUUUCGCCAGAGACAAUGCUGGCACUUUGGACUCUGUUGAAGAUGAGGAUGAUGUAGAUGAGGAAUUAAGAAGAAGAUCAAAGGAAGCUCAGGAGAGGGUCAUGUUUCUUUCUGAAGAAGUUGAGGAGGAAAGGUUUCUUCGAGAUAGGUCUGAUGCUUCAAUGCUUAUUCAGACAAUAAGAGCUCUUGUGGAUGAUAGGAGAAGCUUGGCACUUGAAGUUUCGAGCCUUCUACACUCUAGAAUUGCUGACAGGGCUUCUGCCAAGGUAGAACUUAGACAGACAAAGAGAGAUUUUGAGUCACAAAUACAAAGACUAGAGAAGGAAAGGGAUGAAUUGCAGUUAACAUUGGAAAAGGAGUUAGACAGAAGGUCAGCUGAUUGGUCCUUAAAGCUUGAGAAAUAUCAGUCGGAAGAGCACAGGCUUCUUGAGCGGGUCAGAGAACUUGCAGAGCAGAAUGUCUCACUCCAGAAGGAUGUCUAUUCUUUUAAUGAGAGGGAAACCGAGAGCAGAAGCUUGAUAACAUGCUCAGAGCAACAACUUAGGGACCUCACAUCGAGAGUGGAGGAGUUAAGCAAGCAGAAUAUAGAUCUUAGCCAAAACCUUACUGGAUUACAAGAGAAAUAUAAAGCUGCUGAAGAAGACCUCAGUUGUGUCAAAAGAAGUUUUGAAGAGAAAGAGAAAGAGUGCAAGGAGUUGCAAAAAUCCAUUACACGAUUACUUAGAACCUCCAGUGAACAGGAAAAGACUAUUGAUGGAAUGAGAGAAGGAUUUGGUGGGGAAAUUGGGAGGAAGCAACCAGUAGAGAACUCUGAUAAGCUUGUGGGAAAAUUGCAAAUGGAGCAAAUGAGAUUGACAGGAGUGGAGUUGGCUUUGAGAAGGGAAGUGGAAUCUUUUAGGCUUGAAGUUGAUGAUCUUCGGCAGGAGAAUAUAAAUUUACUAAAUCGUUUAAAAGGCAGUGGCCAAGAGAUUGAUGCUUUAACAUUUAAGCUUGAUAAAGAAAUGUGGAACCGCGUAUGCUGCUUGCAGAAUGAAGGGCUAUCAAUGCUAAAAGAAAAUAGUAGACUAUGCUCCAAAUUACUGAAAUUUAUUAAGGGAAAAGGAAACCAACUUCUAGAAAGUAAACAAGAUGCAGAAGGUGUCCACAACGGUUUAGAUGGCCAGUUUAUUGUCGAAUCUGAAAUGAAAAUUCAUGGAUUUAAACGAGGAACUGAAGGCCUAACAAGAAGUCUGCAGAAUAUGUCUUCUUUGCUACAGGAGAAGUCCAGUCUGGUUGCAUCUAAGUCUUCCUCUGUAAGCAUCAAUCCUGAUGGAUGUGCUAGACUAAAUGAUCAAAUUUCUGAGGAAACUGUAAGAUUUGAGCUAAGAGCAGAAACUCUACUUACAAGUCUAUUGAGAGAGAAGCUGUAUUCUAAAGAGUUGGAAGUUGAGCAGUUCCAUGCUGAACUGGCAACAGCAGUGAGAGGAAAUGACAUUCUCAGAUGUGAAGUCCAAAAUGCACUGGACAAUCUUUCCUUUGUCACUCACAAGUUGAAAGAUCUUGAACUUCAGAUGCUGAGGAAGGAUGAGAACGUAAGUCGGCUUCAAAGCGAUCUUGAAGAAUCCUCGAAAGAACUUACAGUCGUGAAGGGAAUCCUCUCAAAGGUUUCAGGGGAGAGGGAUUUGAUGUGGCAGGAAGUGAAGCAAUACAAUGAGAAGAACAUGCUUUUGAAUUCUGAAGUUCAUGCAUUGAAGAAGAAGAUAGAAGCUCUUGACGAGGACAGACUUCUUAAGGAAGGUCAAAUAACAAUAUUGAAGGAUGCUCUUGGCAGACCCUUCGACCUCCUUGGUAGUCCUGAUUCUACUCGGAAUUUCCUUCUUACAUAAUUACUGGUUGCUAGGGCACAGUAACCAAAUUGCUCAUAGGCUCAAGAUUGUGUUUUGAGGGUUUGCUUUCUUUUUUUCAUUUACCCCUAAUGAUAGGGAUCCUACAUGCAGCUGGUAUCCCAAUUAUCACAGCUGUUAAGUUGUAUGAACAAGAUUUUGUGUGCA
Tripterygium wilfordii is the source of this 3562-nucleotide messenger RNA. Its product is annotated as interaptin-like. The transcript is spliced from 5 exons. The record is from RefSeq and is a predicted model, not a curated record. Lineage: Eukaryota; Viridiplantae; Streptophyta; Magnoliopsida; Celastrales; Celastraceae. The coding region runs from base 512 to 3397 and encodes 961 amino acids.